GUUUUGUAGCAGCUCAAGGAAUGUAAAAUCAGAAAAGUUUUUUUUUGUCGAUGAAUCGAAAUUUGUCGAUAAUUGUUUUUUGGUUUUUCUGCAACAUAUUUCAUGUAGUCCCUUUAUUUUCAAGACGGAACGGAUUUGGAACAAGUAAACAUGCAUAUCUGAAACAGGCACUGACAUUUGAUGUAAACAAAUGAAUUGAACUGAAAUGUCAAGUAAACAAGUGAAUUGAAAACAUUGGAGACUAUUGUGAUACAUAGAUUUGCUUAAAUUAUAAACCAAGUUAAAAUGAUCGGCACAAAUUUCGGCAUCUUCCGACCACAUUCGUCAAGCUCGAUUGCUGGUGGUUCAGGUGCCACAGCUAUGCCAGAAGAACGUGCAGUCGUUCAACAGUUGAGCGAUUUCAUGUUACAACUGGAGGAUUAUGUACCAACAGUGCCUGAUGCAGUGACAGCUUGCUAUCUAAAUUCUGCCGGAUUUGAAUCAAAUGAUCCCCGCAUUGUGCGCUUGAUAUCGGUAGCUACUCAAAAGUUUAUUUCCGAUGUCGCCAAUGNACAUAUUAACCUCAUAUAUGAAUUAUCAUGGCUUCUUUUAUUGUACGUUAUUAACACUGUCUUUUCAUAUCGAAAUAAAGUCGGGAAAAUAAAUGAGUAA
Molecule: messenger RNA, 651 nt
Organism: Rhagoletis zephyria (snowberry fruit fly)
Lineage: Eukaryota; Metazoa; Arthropoda; Insecta; Diptera; Tephritidae
Product: transcription initiation factor TFIID subunit 10b-like
Biological process (GO): transcription initiation at RNA polymerase II promoter
Cellular component (GO): nucleus; SAGA complex; transcription factor TFIID complex
Molecular function (GO): RNA polymerase II general transcription initiation factor activity; promoter-specific chromatin binding
Source: RefSeq, a predicted model, not a curated record